UAAUAUCUGUUACAUUAGGUAUCUUAACAAAUAUACUAAAUCCCGGAGACUCUUGUAUGUAGCGCGACGUACCAAAAAUGGCCACUGCGUGAUCUGAUGGCGACGACAUGCCUUGCGUGACGUUGGCUCAAUUCAAUCUUAGACAUUGUUUGCUACCCUUGUAAAUACACCCUGUGAAUAGCUUUCCGCCCUAUACUGUGCUUCCACCCAACAUUCUUUUUUUCUGAGGUGCGGGAUAUGUUUCACUAAAUCUGAGGAUAUACAUCAUCAUAUUCGAUUAGCGCGCAACAAUAUUAUUGCUCGCAUGCUGCCCAUGUCCUUCUAAGCAUUGUCGGCGCUAUCUAUUGCUGUUGCCUUAACCUCUUGAGGCCUACACGUCUUCAACUCCCUUCUGACCGGCACUCGUUUUUUUUUCUUCAUCUCUCAAAGAUCCUGAAACUGUACGCAUGGGAAGAGCCUUUCCAGCAACGUGUGGUGGAUGUGCGCAAGGCCGAGAUGGAGAUGCUGCGAAAGAUCGCCUUCUACUUCAGCCUCAUGAACUUUGUCUGGAACUGCAUAUCCUUCCUGGUGUCGCUGGUGACCUUCAUGACCUUCCUGAUGGUGGGCUCGCACGGUCUGGAUCCCGUGACGGCGUUCGUGUCCCUGGCGCUGUUCAACACGCUGCGCUUCUCGCUGCUUCUCAUCCCGGACCUCAUCGUCGGCUGUGUAGUGGUGGGCGACUUCGAAUGCUCAACUGAGGCGGCGCCUAACGUCAUGCUCCUUUCCUGCCGUCGUAUCUCGGGGCUUAUUGCGUUCCGCAGCUAA
Messenger RNA from Dermacentor andersoni, 804 nucleotides. NCBI's taxonomy places the organism in Eukaryota, Metazoa, Arthropoda, Arachnida, Ixodida, Ixodidae. The record is from RefSeq and is a predicted model, not a curated record.